Messenger RNA from Bathycoccus prasinos, 420 nucleotides. RefSeq lists its product with no specific name. The transcript is spliced from 2 exons. NCBI's taxonomy places the organism in Eukaryota, Viridiplantae, Chlorophyta, Mamiellophyceae, Mamiellales, Bathycoccaceae. Gene Ontology annotation, molecular function: metal ion binding; ubiquitin-protein transferase activity. The coding region runs from base 1 to 420 and encodes 139 amino acids. The record is from RefSeq and is a predicted model, not a curated record.
AUGUUGAAAAGACGCCGAGGACAAAACGCGAGCAUAAACCCGGCGUUGGAGCACAUCGAAGUGGACGCGGAUAUUUUGAGAGCGAGCUUAACGUGCGAAAUGUGCAAGAAUAUACUCAGAGAGGCGAACACGGUGACGGAAUGUUUGCACUCGUUUUGCUUCCAGUGCAUUAGCUCGAAGAUGAUCGUCGGGCAAUCGAAUUACUGUCCGGCGUGUGGGUCGUCAGAUUCGAGUUUAGGCGUGAACCCGUUUUUGGACAAGAAGAUUAUCACCGACGGAAGGAAGAAUCACUUGUGUCAAACUUUUAGAGAGAUGUUAGAAGAAAAAGAAGUAGUAGAAGAUGGAAAAGGAGAGAAAGAAGGAGGAGAGAAAGAAGGGGAGAAGAAAGGAGAGGAGCAAGCGUCUAUGGAGGAAGCAUAG